AUGAAGCUCACAAUUCCUUUAGUCUCAGCAAUAGUACUAUACAUUGCUGGUGCUGUAACAGCACACAAUGAUCACUCUCAAACUGUUCUCAAGCAAAAGCCAUCCAAUUUAAGAUGGCAGGAUUGGCACAUGCUUGAGGAGCACAAGCUCUCAGAAUAUGAUGGGAAAUCAUUCUUUAAGCUACAUGAUCUUAAAGGAACAGGGUUCUGGGACAUAACAGAUAUUUUGAAUCUUUAUGGUGUGGCACAUGAGUCUAUUAUUGGCGAUGGCUCAGGAAUGGGUGAGGACAAGGUCAUUAUCACAGCCGAGGUUCAGGCCAAUGUGGUGGAGUCUGUUUUCAAAUUGUUUGACAAGAACAAAGAUGGCAAGAUCAGUCUUGAUGAAUGGUUGAAUUUCCACAACAAUGGUGGAGAAUUGCCUGAUUUUGGAUAUGGACAAGGCCACCACUUGGAUUUUGAAAGUGAGUACGAGGAACAUCAUUGGAAAAAAUAUCAUGCAGAAAAUGACCCAGACACAAAGAUCAAACACAAGGAGGAUAUAGAGCACGAAUUAUUGCAUCACCAAUACGAAUUGGACGAGACCCAUGAUCGGUCAGAGAAAUUGAAAGAAGUGAUUAGAAACUAUUUGAGUCCAGUCAGGGUACAAAACAUUGCCGGUAAAUACAAACGUGAUAUCAGCCACCAGUUGAUGUAA
Molecule: messenger RNA, 693 nt
Organism: Lodderomyces elongisporus
Lineage: Eukaryota; Fungi; Ascomycota; Pichiomycetes; Serinales; Debaryomycetaceae
Exons: 1
Coding region: 1-693 (230 amino acids)
Cellular component (GO): endoplasmic reticulum-Golgi intermediate compartment; extracellular exosome
Molecular function (GO): calcium ion binding
Source: RefSeq, a predicted model, not a curated record